UUUAAUCGUGACCCUUCAGUCUGUUUAGAAGAAACCUGGUGAAACUUGAAGUCUCUGAUAACAGACUGAGACGUGGGCGUUCCUGUCGGUCAUUUUUUCUCUGAAAGUCAACCACAAACAGGAAAUGACAUCAUCACAUACAGAGCUAUAAGGAACUCUUCAACAUUCGCCUGCAGACCCAGAAUGACACAGAAUGGCUCGACCAGAAUUUAUUCUCAUUUUUCUUCUUCAGUUUAAAGCAGCCAUCAGUGGAGAUCGCUAUCUCUAUUACAGAGUUGGAAAUGAUGCCACUCUGCACUGUGAUGCUGUAAAUCCAUCUGAAACAAGAUGCUUCUCCAUUAACUGGCUUUACAACGGAUAUACAGGCUCUCUGACGUCAUUCAAGGUUCGUAGAGGAGAUGUUAAUCAGAAGUCACCUGGAGCAGACAGACUGAGUCUGAGCAGAAACUGCUCUCUGAUCAUCAACAACAUCACUGCUGAGGAUGCUGGUCGUUACACCUGUCGGAUUAGGGAAACCACUGCGUUUGACACAUUAGUGCAUCCAAGUAUCCUGACCAUCUCUCCAUCUCCGCCAGACUCUGAUCCAAAGACAGACGAUGAGGUCACAUUAACAUGCUCUCUGUUGAUAUACGACAAUCGUUGUCCACUGAACAGCAUCCGUUGGGUGGAUGAAAAAGGAGCUGUGCUGCUUGGUGAAGGUGUCGGGUUCAAGUUUAAUGGACAGACAGGCUGUGAUUCUCUUCUGACUGUGAAGCAUCAGAGCGACCACAACAGAACAUACACCUGCCAGUUUAUUGAGAAAGACAGUGUGAAGAUAGAGGCUCACUACACACUUGUUUUAAAAGAUGGAAUCCACAACACCAUCAUCAUCAUCGUCGGUGUCGUGGUCGGGAUGCUGGUGGUGCUGGUCGUCAUCGCUGCUGUUCUCAUCAAUUGCAGGAGGCGAGGCAAAGUGACGGAGGGUCAGUAA
This is a messenger RNA of Acanthochromis polyacanthus (spiny chromis), 970 nucleotides long. RefSeq lists its product as uncharacterized. Gene Ontology annotation, biological process: interleukin-15-mediated signaling pathway; T cell activation; positive regulation of ERK1 and ERK2 cascade. The record is from RefSeq and is a predicted model, not a curated record. The coding region runs from base 194 to 970 and encodes 258 amino acids. NCBI's taxonomy places the organism in Eukaryota, Metazoa, Chordata, Actinopteri, Pomacentridae. Gene Ontology annotation, cellular component: external side of plasma membrane; membrane raft. The transcript is spliced from 4 exons. Gene Ontology annotation, molecular function: MHC class II protein binding; protein tyrosine kinase binding.